AUGCCUAAUGAAAUGGCUCUCACCACCCAGCCGCCGCCGACCGGGCCCGCCCCGCCUCAGCACAAACAGGCGACCCCAAAGCGCAAACGAGGCGAAGACGACAACAGUAUUGCACCGGCUUACACGACGGCGCAGUUUUCCUUUCGGCUCCCUCCUCCCAGCAGUGAAGAUCCCGGUUGCGAGAGUCCGCGGACCAGGUUUGCCCGCCAAUUCAAGGGACUCAACAUCGACGACCAGGGUGGGGGCGGGGUAAUUCCCCAGCAGCAGCUGCUGCAGAUGCAGCUCCCAGGCCAACCUGUAGCCUUCCGGUCCCUGCUUGCAGGUUCUGACGAACCCGACAAUGAUGAAGAUGAUGGCAGCCCGACAACGCGCAAGCGACAAAAACUUCCCGAUGUCGAAAUGCACGAUUCAGCGACCGACAACUGUGAGCGGGCCGUAUCUCCCAGCCCACAGCGAAGCUCCACGGUGUCCCAUGUCGGUCCACAGCCGCAGCUUGCCCUCAAGGCCGUCACAAUCAAGGAUGCAAUUGCACCCGACUCCGAUCUUUCCUCCACCGCCGAUCAGCUCCACAGAUCCUAUCCUUCAAUCAACCGCCUGCAGGACUCCAAGUCCCGUCAGCCGAGACGCGUCGGUACCCCGCCCCCGAGGAGGAGGACGACGAAGAAGGAACCCGCCAGGAGGAAGACCGAAAUCAGCGACAGCGAAGAUGAGAUGCCCACGAUCGUCGAUCCCGUUCGAGCAGCCUUGACUUGGCACGAGGACGAGAUCACCGUCUACGACCCCGACGACUCGGAAGACGAUGGCGUUGGCGUCAACGGCAUCGGCUUCAAGCCCACGGCUGCCCAAACACGCGCUAGGAUUGCGAAGCGGAAGCAGCAGUUGGCCGAAUACAGGAAAAGGGAAGAGAGUGAGGCGAGAAACAAGCGCAGCCAGCGCCGUCGCGGCAGUGCGGCCGGCCUCCCGGCUGCAGUCAUGAAAAACAAGGCAGCAUCAGCGUCAGCUGUAGCGCGGCGCGUCCGUUUUAUGGAGACAGAAACUGGCGCCACUGCUCUGGCCGAGUCGACCGUCUGA
This is a messenger RNA of Verticillium nonalfalfae, 1071 nucleotides long. RefSeq lists its product as uncharacterized. Lineage: Eukaryota; Fungi; Ascomycota; Sordariomycetes; Glomerellales; Plectosphaerellaceae. The coding region runs from base 1 to 1071 and encodes 356 amino acids. The record is from RefSeq and is a predicted model, not a curated record. The transcript has a single exon.